GGCCUCCAUCCACAACACGGCACACAGAGAGAGGAGAGAGAGACCCGUCGGUACGCGAGGCGGAGUGUGUGGUGAGAGGUGGUGAGGCGGCUCAAACAGCGGCCCCGCUCGAUCAAAUAAUCGACCGCGCGCGCGACCGACGAGCGCGGCCGUCACCGUAUAGUGGUUCGUGUUGUUUCGCGCACUCGUCCACGUCUCGUACAACACGCGAACGAGAGCUUGGGCUCUUUCCCUGUCAUCGGCUUUGCAUUCGCCGUGCCCUCCAUGGUGUUGGGGUAACAAUUACCCCCUAUCUCUCCCGCGGGGGUAUUCACUUUCGCGCUCGCGUCCGCUCCUGUCUGCUUCGUGCGCAUCAAAUGCGCAUCUUUCCGUGAACAAACUGGACUGUUGCAUUGUGUUUCUAGGAAGAACAGGAACAAGGAGUGAACAAAUUAUCCAGUUAUCCUCAUCGCUCCGCUGACGCGCCCUUCGGAGGUAAAGAUACGCUCGUAAUUUUUUCUUCUCGCGCGGAAAGAAAUAGCGUACUCGCGAUUCUGCUCCGGUUGUGACAGAAGAGAGUUCCGACGAUACAGUGUACCGUUCAGUGGAUUCUUGCUCUGAGGAAGAAUAUUUGGUGAAAUUCUUCUUUUUGGUGAAGUUCUUUGAGCGUGAGGCGAUUCCUCCCAGGCAGUCGUCGCGCGUCUCCAGGCGUACUCUGUGCGUAUGACUUGAGGAUCACUUCUUGUGACUUGUGACUCAGCAACAAUAGAAGACUUAGAAUUAGGGAGAGAGAAAGAGAGAGAGAGAAACUCUCGAUUAUAGCGAGUUGAACUCGUGGAUUGACUUCGGAUUCAUCCGGUAAAAAAAUUAAGGGAAUACCCGACUGCCAGCAGCCGUGGUACCGCGGAUUUCAUGAUUCCCGCUUGACAACGACAACGCGACAGCAGGCCACCCCUGCAUCGGUGAGCUCUAUGACCAUGCUUCAGUCGCAAAAGCUGUACGGCGAUGCGGGUGCCAUGACCAGCGCCACGAUGUCCAGUAUGGGCAGCAUGGCGCCCACGUACAGCUCGAUAAACUCGAUGAGCUGCGUGCCGAUGGGCAUGUCGAUGGGAGUCGGAGUCGGGCCCAGCUGUAGUCCCCAGGGCGCUGGCGGCUUUAACAUGAGUACCAUGAGCUCGGCGAUGGGAAUGGCAUCAAUGGGUGGCGGCGGUAUGACCGGUUACAGCGGCGCUUCCAUGGGCGCCGGCGGCGCCUGCAUGAGCGCCGUCGGAUACGGUCCGCUAACUCCCGGCGGGGGUACAGGCGUCAGUCGGGAUCCCCUCGCCCUGACGGAACCAGAUUCGCCGAAUUCCGCACUCCAGCGCGCCCGCAACGAGAAAUCCUAUCGACGCAGUUACACUCAUGCGAAGCCGCCGUACUCCUACAUCAGCCUGAUCACUAUGGCGAUACAAAAUGCACCUCACAAGAUGUUGACCCUCUCGGAGAUCUAUCAGUUCAUCAUGGAUCUGUUCCCAUUUUACAGACAGAACCAGCAACGUUGGCAAAAUUCUAUCAGGCAUUCUCUGAGCUUUAAUGAUUGUUUUGUCAAGGUGCCGCGUACGCCGGACAAGCCCGGCAAAGGAUCAUUUUGGACGCUACAUCCUGACAGCGGUAAUAUGUUUGAAAAUGGUUGUUAUCUGCGACGCCAAAAGAGGUUCAAGGACGAAAAAAAGGAAAUGACCAGACAGACCAACAAACAUCAGCAACAUCAGCAGCAUCCGACAGCAACUGCGGUAGCAGUGGCGGCUGGCGCGACCAUCGCCGGUCAGCACAGUCCACCCACUCAUGAAGUCGCGCCCGGUUCUAAGAAGACCGGAUCGUCCAUUCAUCAUGGCGGUCCUCAGCAGCAGGACGACAAGGACUUACACUCCCUUGUGUCUUCGCACCAUCAUCAUCACACGAGUCUGCAUCAGCAUCAUGCUUUGAAGAGCGACAGUACGGAUCUCGGCGGUCUUCUUGGGCCUGAUCUCAGCGCUGCGCACGACGAACUCACCGCAAUGGUCAGCCGCACCAUCCAUCCAAAUGCACUGUUGUCCGAAACCGCGAGCUUGCACCACGGCAUGGCGGGCAGCUUGAAGCAAGAGCCUCUUUAUGGAACGGCGGCCAAUCAUCCGUUUAGCAUCAACAGGUUAUUGCCGCGCGACACGACCGGCACUUCUCCCGGCGCUCAGGACACCAAACCGCCCGAGAUGAAGAUGUAUGAGCAGUUGCAUCAGAGCUACGCCAACUUUGGCUCGCCGCAUCAUCCGCACGCGCACUCGGCGCCACCCAGUCAUCAUCAUCACAAUGGCAUGCACGCUGGCACGAACGCUGCCGGACCAAUGCACAUGACGAAUCAUCAUCACCAGGAAUACUAUCAGAGCCCGCUUUAUCAUCACGCGACGAGUGUGGCCACCACGAGCGCUCCCCCGCCGCCCGCUGUCGCUACCGCGGCGCCGGGCUUGUGACAUCACGCUACCCACCCUUA
Messenger RNA from Monomorium pharaonis (pharaoh ant), 2485 nucleotides. Its product is annotated as silk gland factor 1. Gene Ontology annotation, biological process: cell differentiation; anatomical structure morphogenesis; regulation of transcription by RNA polymerase II. NCBI's taxonomy places the organism in Eukaryota, Metazoa, Arthropoda, Insecta, Hymenoptera, Formicidae. The coding region runs from base 951 to 2465 and encodes 504 amino acids. The record is from RefSeq and is a predicted model, not a curated record. The transcript has a single exon. Gene Ontology annotation, molecular function: transcription factor binding; DNA-binding transcription factor activity, RNA polymerase II-specific; RNA polymerase II cis-regulatory region sequence-specific DNA binding.